Siniperca chuatsi (mandarin fish) is the source of this 3079-nucleotide messenger RNA. It is a transcript of the gene prkar2aa, whose product is annotated as protein kinase, cAMP-dependent, regulatory, type II, alpha A. Gene Ontology annotation, molecular function: cAMP-dependent protein kinase regulator activity. NCBI's taxonomy places the organism in Eukaryota, Metazoa, Chordata, Actinopteri, Centrarchiformes, Sinipercidae. The transcript has 11 exons. The coding region runs from base 681 to 1856 and encodes 391 amino acids. Gene Ontology annotation, biological process: regulation of protein phosphorylation. The record is from RefSeq and is a predicted model, not a curated record. Gene Ontology annotation, cellular component: cAMP-dependent protein kinase complex.
UGCUAGCGCCAGCGGUUCAUUCGUGCGUGUAGAACUGUGGGGUACCUCGCCGGGAGGGAGGAAACGUGUUUCAAUUAUUUUUUUGCAGGCUUCUCCCGUUGUAAUUAGCCGUCAUUGCUGGAGUAUCGUUAAAAAGAGUUUUCGUCGUUACUUCGGGUUUUACUUAACGGCGCAACGCUGUAAGCACUGGGCUUAAGGGUUUGUCACCUGGCUGCUGCAGCUGACUUAACCUACUCGUGUAGUUGCCAAAAGAAAAAAGGCAGUUGCUAAAAAGUAGUUAGCAAGUCAGCCAGUUAGCCUGCCAGCUAGCCACCUCUCCCCACUGCCACAGCAGUCCCACCCUCACCAAGUGCGUGGACGUCGUAAGAAGCUGCGGCGGUGAAGUCGAGUGCUUUUCCCUCUCAACUUAGCCAGCGUCGCUGUUACAGCUGGCUGGCAAGCUAAAAUUGCCCUCUAAACGUUAGCUAGGUGACGCCAACGUAAAAUUGUUGGCUUUAACGUUGGACAAGUCACUUCUGUGGAGGGAUACGGUCGCUACACUGGCAAAGAGACUGGCUAAAAAGAAGAGGCGAAAUAAGAGAGAACAAGGAAGACGACGAGAAGGAGGGGACUGGCUAGUUUAGCCGGGGAGACAGAAUCUCACCUAGAUAGCAAACACCGCCACUGAGCCAGGUACAGCCAUGAGUAUUGAGAUACCCGUGGGGUUGACAGAACUGCUGCAGGGCUACACUGUGGAGGUGCUGCGACAAAGGCCGUCAGACCUGGUGGAUUUUGCAGUACAGUACUUCACCCGUUUGCGGGACAGCAGAAAUCAGGAUGGGGCUAGUGCUGGUGGCAAGACGGGGAAAGGAGUGAUGUUUGAUGGGGAGCCGAUGCAAACAGAGUCCAACGGAGAGGAUGACGAAGAUGAUGAUUCUGACUUUGAGCCUCCUCCACCCAGCAGAUUCAACAGGAGAGUGUCAGUGUGUGCGGAGGCAUUCAACCCAGACGAUGACGACGAGGACACGGAGCCCAGAGUGGUUCACCCAAAAACAGAUGAACAGCGCUGCAGACUGCAGGAGGCCUGCCGAGACAUCCUACUCUUCAAAACACUAGAUCAGGAGCAGUUCUCAGAGGUACUCGACGCCAUGUUUGAAUUAAGGGUUCAGCCCCAGGAGCACGUCAUCGACCAGGGAGACGAUGGAGACAACUUCUACGUCAUAGAGAGGGGUGUGUAUGACAUAGCAGUAUCAGGAACAUGCGUGGGUCAGUAUGACAAUAAGGGCAGCUUCGGGGAGCUGGCACUCAUGUACAACACGCCACGCGCCGCCACCAUCAUCGCCACCCAGGAGGGAGCACUAUGGGGACUGGACCGUGCCACAUUUCGUAGACUCAUUGUGAAGAACAAUGCCAAGAAGAGGAGGAUGUACGAGUGUUUCAUUGAGUCUGUGCCCUUACUCAAAUCACUGGAGGCAACCGAGAGGAUGAAGAUAGUGGAUGUAUUAGGAGCGAAGCAGUUCUCAGAUGGCGAGCGCAUCAUCACACAGGGAGACAAGGCUGACUGUUUCUAUGUUGUAGAAUCUGGGGAGGUCAAGAUCAUGAUGAAGAGUAAAACAAAGGCAGACCAUGCAGACAAUGCGGAGGUGGAGAUAACGCGUUGUAGCAGGGGUCAUUACUUUGGGGAGCUGGCCUUGGUCACUAACAAGCCCCGGGCCGCCUCAGCCUACGCAGUGGGCAAUGUCAAGUGUUUGGUAAUAGACGUGCAGGCCUUUGAGCGCCUGCUGGGCUCCUGUAAGGAGAUCAUGAAGAGGAACAUCGCCCACUAUGAGGAGCAACUGGUGGCCCUGUUCGGCUCCAGCAUGGACCUGAGAGACUGAGCCUCCCACACCACCCUCCGUGCCUUCUAUUACACACAUGCACACACACACACACACACACACACACACACGUCCUCUCUCACAUCAUGCAGUGGCUAUACAGACUCAUUGUAAGCUUCACACAGGCCAUGCAAACUCAUGAGAAAUUGGUUCACCUGCACGUACAUAAAUGCCCACACAGUAUGAACACACUCUCACUCAUACUUACAUGUACACUGACACCUAUGUAGGCACUGAGAGGCGCCCAUUUCACUUAGUCUGCUCACCCUCGUGCACAUACUAGCUCAACAAACUCCUUGAUAAACUCACUUGUAGGUGCACGGACACACAUACACACACACACGCACAGAACUAGCUAAAGGCCACAGACCUUGUUGCUUGAGUCAACUUCAACCUCUCAGUAUGAAUGUCUUUGCUGCAAUGACCUUAAUACAGGUAAAGCAGUGUAAGGACAUAAAAUAUACACACAUAUACGGAGACACUCCAUACAGGUUUGAAAACAUCGAUAACACAUUAUGCUUCAUAUGUGAAGGCUUUGUAUUCACAUGAGUGCUUAAACAACUCAAAGUUGUUCCAACAAGCCUUCGUAAAGGACACAUCAACAUACAAACACACACACACAUAGGUUACACACUUGCAAAAAUGGACACAUUGUGGUAAAAUGGAGACAAAAAACUUCAAAAAUCUCUGAAAAGGAAAAAGAAUCGAAAAAGCAAAAAAAGAGAAGUUUAAAGAAGACAUAAGUUUUAGAAAAGUUUUAUGAAGAUAAAAAACAGAAGCUUUGAUAAAAUAUUAUUUAAAUAAAAAAAGUGUUUCCUCUUUGGGAGGCCGGGGUGCAGAACUUUGUGGGUGCGCUCCAUUUCUUCCUCUACUGUUGUUGAUUGAGUUGAGUUAGUGCUGGUGAUUAUUGCAGUACCACAGAAGAAGCAGUGAAAACAAUAACAACCCUAUGUUUUCUGGGCCAUUGUUAUUCUAUUAUUGAAGCCACACUUCAUUGUAUUUAAUUAAUUAUUAAUGUAUUGUUAUUAUAUAUUCAUUUAUUUUUUUUUGUUUUUACUUUGACCAAUUCUGAUAAAAUUCACCAUCCAUCUCUGACAAAAUGUAAAACAGAAAAAAAAAUUCUAAUAAAAACAGUAGUGCUUAUUUCUCCCUGAUUAUCCUUGAAUGAGUUGUUCUGGAUAAAAAAAAAAACAGAAAAAAUAAAGCAAACAUUUUGUUAAAAA